AUCCUAAGCCAUCCGUUCCAACAAACCACAAUUAUUGCUUCUUGCUAAGUAGUAGUACGGUAAGUAGGACAUCACCACGUUUACUACGCAGCAUCAUUCAUAAAUCGACAGCCUACCACCUCCGAAACACAAUAUACAUGCGCAUACAAACUGAAACAAACCCCUGCAAUCAACACAUUUUUAAACAAUGGCCACAUUAUCUCCGGAGCCUCAUGUUGCCGUUCUUACUUUUCCGUUCGCAUCGCACCCCGCUCUCCUCUUCGGCUUCGUUAAGAGGCUGGCAGAGGCGGCGCCUCGCGUAAAAUUCACUUUUUUCUGCACUGCCGAAUUUAACCGCUCUUUAUUUUCGAAAACCUCAACUACUUCAACUAGUAACAUAGUUCCUCAUGACAUACACGACGGCGUAGCUGAGAAUUAUGUGUUUGUGGGGAAACCGAUGGAGGAUAUCAACUUGUUUUUGGCUAUUGCAGCUGAUGAGUUGCGCCGUGGCGUGGAGGAGGUGACACUGAAUUCUGACAGGAAGAUAACGUGCAUCUUGGCUGAUGCAUUUUUGUGGUUUUCUUGUGAUUUAGCACAAGAGAUUGGUGUGCCGUGGGUGCCGUUUUGGACUGCUGGCGCUUGCUCGCUUAGCAUUCAGAUUUAUACUGAUCUUAUCCGCCAAACACUUGGAGUUGAAGGCAAUGAAGGCCGUAUGAAUGAGAAGCUCAACUUCAUUCCUGGAUUUUUGGGCUUCAGAAUUGGUGACUUGCCUGCUGGGAUUAUAUUUGGGAACCUAGAGUGGCCUUUCUUCGUAAUGCUGUAUAAAAUGGGAGAAGAAUUAGUUCGGGCAGAUGCUCUUGUCAUAAGCUCCUUUGAGGAGCUAGAUCCUGAUCUCAUCAAAAACCUCAAAUCCAAGUUUAAGCAAGUCUUCUCUAUAUGUCCCAUUAGCCUUGAAUCUCCCCCACAGUCAUCAGUUUCCGAUGAAUAUGGCUGCUUACCAUGGCUCGAAAAGCAUCAUCCCAAGUCUGUAGCAUACAUUGGUUUCGGUACCAGGGCUAAGCUCCCAGAAAAUGAAAUAGUCGCAUUGGCUGAAGCUCUAGAAGCAAGCGCUACUCCAUUUCUUUGGUCUAUGAAAGAUGAUCUCAAGAAAUAUUUGCCCUCAGGAUUUCUGGAGAGGACUCGUGAGCUCGGGAAAAUUGUGGCAUGGGCACCGCAGGUUCAAGUUUUAUCUCAUCCUGCUACCGGAGUUUUCAUAACUCAUAGCGGAUGGGGCUCGGUGAUGGAGAGUAUUGCAGCUGGUGUGCCACUCAUCUGCAGACCCUUCUUGGGAGAUCAAUCACUCAACACAUGGAUGAUUGAAAAUGUGUACAAAAUUGGGGUGCGGAUAGGUGGGGGAAUGUUUACGAAAGAAGGAGCUAUGGAUGCCCUGCAACAAGUUUUGUUGCAGGAGAAAGGAAAAAUGUUUAGCAAACAAGCCACAGCUUACAAGGAGCUUGCAAUCGAGGCUGUUGGACCUCAUGGCAGCUCAACUCAAAAUUUUCAACGCCUGCUAGAAAUGAUCACCGCUUAGAGCAAGUCCAACAGUGUCCUAGUUGAAGCCCUAAAUAUAAUAUAAAAAAUUAUGUCUUAGUAGUUUAGGACAUAUUCAACCAACUUCAACUACAACAAUGUGCCUUAUUUUCUCUAUUUGUUUAAUAUUUUAUUAUUAAAAGUUCA
Messenger RNA from Daucus carota subsp. sativus, 1695 nucleotides. RefSeq names its product anthocyanidin 3-O-galactosyltransferase F3GT1. The transcript has 2 exons. The record is from RefSeq and is a predicted model, not a curated record. NCBI's taxonomy places the organism in Eukaryota, Viridiplantae, Streptophyta, Magnoliopsida, Apiales, Apiaceae. Gene Ontology annotation, molecular function: UDP-glycosyltransferase activity. Bases 188 to 1549 code for a protein of 453 amino acids.